AUGGAGUCGAAUGCUUAUCUGCCGCAUAGCUCGCUUGGACCGCGGGCUCUAGGUAUUGUCACGCCCUUUCUCAUUGUUGGCAUUCUUGUCUUCACAGUGAGGAUCUACACUCGCGUAACCCCUGUUUACAAAUUGGAUGCCUCAGACUACACCAUCUCGGUUGCUGUUAUUAUCGAAGUUAUCGUCUACUCGCUCUUCAUAGCAAGUGUAACUUCUGGGCUGGGCCGUUACAGCUAUGAUGUAUCUCCGGAGCAAGGCGUUAAGACUCUUCGAUCUGUUUAUGUGGUUAUCUUACUGUCGACGUUUGUGCCCGCCCUUGUCAGGAUCUCGGUCGGAUUUCUACUGUUAAAGUUCGUGUUGUCCAAGGCCUGGCGCGCAAUAAUCUGGUGCACCAUUGGUAUCCAAGCUGCGUGCGCUAUCAGCACUGAAAUCUUCCAGCUCAUCCAGUGUCGACCAAUCAAUGCCCACUGGGAACAGGUUCCUGAUGCACGGUGCUUGAGUGCACGACAGAUCUGGAUAUGUGGCUACACGACUAUAGAUGCGCACAUUGGACUUUGCUUCUCCGGAAAGGUUCAGGACUCUGAUACCGGUAUACUUCUGGCUUCGAAUGGAAGAGGCCAUUUUGAUAAUAGCUUCUUCGGCGCCGAUGCUCAAGUCCCCAAUCGAGCACGUCCUCCAUAA
Molecule: messenger RNA, 681 nt
Organism: Fusarium oxysporum Fo47
Lineage: Eukaryota; Fungi; Ascomycota; Sordariomycetes; Hypocreales; Nectriaceae
Exons: 3
Coding region: 1-681 (226 amino acids)
Source: RefSeq, a predicted model, not a curated record